Diaporthe batatas is the source of this 2042-nucleotide messenger RNA. RefSeq lists its product as uncharacterized. The record is from RefSeq and is a predicted model, not a curated record. The coding region runs from base 853 to 1935 and encodes 360 amino acids. Lineage: Eukaryota; Fungi; Ascomycota; Sordariomycetes; Diaporthales; Diaporthaceae. The transcript is spliced from 2 exons.
AAGCCUUUGGGCCUCGCAAAUCUGAUCAUCAACCUGUCAUGGGCAUACAUCGGCCAAACAUUUGCCGUCAACAGUUUCCCAAGGAGAUCUCGUUCAACAGAUCCUUAGAUCCUUUGGGACCUGUCACAAUGUUUGCAGGGCAAGAUGAGUCGAGAUCAUGUUCCGAGAGCAUGUUCCUGAUUCAAGCUCGCUCCCCCCACUCGGCAGUGGCUGCAAUGACGACGACGCAAACCAGGCCACGACGCAGAUCAUCGCUUGCUGCCCAUCCCAUGAAACGAGCCUGGCAGGGCGAAACUUCACGGACCACCACGAGCCGGCUGAUCGGAGAACCACCCUCGCUGCUCUCCCUCGAAUCCCGUCCUCGCCGCCCGGCCACUGCAUGAAAGAUCUGUGUCGUUCAUUCUGGCUUGGCCGCUUGGCUCAUGGCACUCCGCCAAGCUUGGUCUGACCUGCUCGCCUGAGACCCGGAUCCGCGUCUUGGAUGAACUUUUGCCUCCUCAGCCAAGCCGUGUCAUGUCCACCCGCUCACGACUCCCGCUUGCACAUCUCCAGUUUCGACAGCCAAAUCCUAUUUUGGGAUAUGUCGUCUCUACUAAUGGCCAUGGUGGGAUGAUAGAUCCUCACCUCGUCGAGAUGAAAUAUAAGACGACUUGAGGACAUGAGGCCGUAUUGUUUGGAGGAACUAACAUCUUUCCUACUAUCCCUUCUCAUCCUCUCUUUCAAGAUAAUUCCCUCCAUUUCGCACAUUCAUUUCUCACAGCAGUGCUGUUUUGCUCCAGGUUGAGCUUGAAUAAUACAUUGUGAUCGUCCGCCCAAGACACACACCUUCUUUCGCACACAUAAUCAGCCAGAAUGAGGUACUCUCUUUUCCUGACCGGCUUCGUGGCCUCCCUCGCCGUCGCGGCCCCCAACAAGAAGCGCCAGGCCACCGCCGCCCCGGUCUUCACUGCCAAGACCUUCAACGAGCUUUCUAUCGCCGGCGGCACAGCUGGCGAUGCCGCUGCUGAGGCCCAGGCUGCCCUCGCAGGCCUCCCCGAGGACCUGACCACUGUCGCUCCCGAGGACAUCGAGUUCCUUGAUGCUGUCAACUCUAUUGCUAAUGAUGCCGAAGUCGGAGGCUUCAACGCCGAGAUUGCCGCCUCCCAGCCAGGCGAGGACGCACUCGCCCUCGGCCGCGGCAAGACCAAGAACAAGGUCCUCAAGCUCACGGCCACCACCAUGAGGCUCGCCAUCGAGGCGGCACAGGGCGAGGACGUCGCCGCCGAGAUGGAGGAGGAGCAGGCCAAGCUGGACAAGAACAUCGCUGACGACGCCGCCCAGGCCGGCGCCGCGUCCUCCGACGUCCAGUUCGAGGCCUCUACCGACAACCCCGAUGCUUCCGAGGUUGCCAAGGACGACGCCCUCGCCGACCAGGCCUCUGCCGUGCUCGAGGAGUCUGAGGCGGCCGCGGGAGGUGCCAAUGCUGAGGAUGCCAAUGCUGACGAGGAGGCCAAUGCCCAGGACGAGAAUGCCCAGGACGAGAAUGCCCAGGACGAGAAUGCCCAGGACGAGAAUGCCCAGGACGAGAACGCCCAGGAUGAGAACGCUCAAGACGAGGAAGCCAACGCUGAUGAGGAGGCAAAUGCUCAAGACGACAAUGCUCAAGACGAGAACGCUCAGGACGAGGAAGCCAAUGCUGAUGAGGAUGCAAAUGCUCAGGACGAGAACGCCCAGGACGAGAAUGCCCAGGACGAGAACGCUCAGGACAAGAACGCUCAAGACGAGGAAGCCAAUGCUGAUGAGGAGGCAAAUGCUCAAGACGACAAUGCUCAAGACGAGAACGCUCAGGACGAGGAAGCCAAUGCUGAUGAGGAGGCCAACGCCCAGGAUGAGGAGGCCAACGCUCAGGAUGAGGAGGCCCAGGACGAGGAGGCUAACGCCAAGGAUGAGAACUAAAGACCUCAGCUGCUGGAAUCACAAAUUCCCUCUAUGGGGGCUCUCCGAACUAGGGCCAUGUUUUGAGCAGACAUCUACAGCCUAUAGCCUUAACAAUGUAAUUCGAC